This is a messenger RNA of Medioppia subpectinata, 1522 nucleotides long. Lineage: Eukaryota; Metazoa; Arthropoda; Arachnida; Sarcoptiformes; Oppiidae. The record is from the annotation of a GenBank genome assembly.
AUGUAUCUGUUGUCCAAAUAUAAGGACAACCCGUGGAUGGGAUUUAACGAAAUCCGGCGAAAACACGGAGACGUCGUGGGCUUACAGUUGGGUCAACAGAAGGCUGUAUUGGUCUCAUCGGCGGAAGUGAUGAGAGAAGUGCUUCUCUUAAAGGGCGACAUAUUCUGCGAUAGACCGGCCUUUCAUAGAUAUGCCCUCAUCUUUGGUCGCGAUCGACAUAACUCUCUGGCUCUUUGCGAUUGGUCUGAAGUGCAGAAAGUUCGCCGAUCUAUGGCUCAGUCGGGAGUUAUUCCCAAAUACGGUUCCAAAGGCUAUAGGAAUCUCUCGAAAUGCAUUGAAUCUGAGAUUAAAUUAAUGAUUGAGGAAACGAUUGGCACUAAAAAGAUGUUUGUUUUGGCGAAACAAGACGUCCUGAUUCUGUGCGCAAACAUAUUCAUGAAGUAUUUGUGUUCAAAAAAGCCUCCAAAUGGUUGCACAAAGUUUUUAGAUUCCGUCCAGAAGUACGACUACAUCUUCCACGACAUUAACCAAUGCUAUGCCAUUGAUUUCAUACCCAAUUUAUCAGUGUUUGGAUUGCAUAAGAGUUACUUCGACUCCGUUGAGGAGUCGGCCAUCAGUUUGAGAGAUUACGUGGAGAAAGAAGCGGUCGGUAACAGAUUGGAGGCGACUGUCGCUCGACUCGAAACGGAUGGAAAGGAUGAAUACGAAGAUUUCCUAGAGUUAAUGUUAGAGCAUUACGUGAGAAACCCGUCGUCCAUGAGUUGGACGGUAUGUAUGUAUGAAAUCGGAGACUUAAUUGGCGGCCAAUCGGCGGUCGGAAACCUAUUGAUGCGUUUGAUUGGAUUCGUGGCAAUGAAUCCUUCCGUUCAGAAAGAGCUAUACAUUGAGGCGAAGAACGCGUUGAAGACGCGCCCAUCCGAUGAUGAUAUCAUCACUUUAGAUCACAGACCAGUUAUGCCAUUAACUGAGGCCAGUAUUCUUGAGACACUUCGUCACACGUCAUCGCCAAUUGUUCCGCACGUUAAUAGAGUGGACACAAAACUUCAGGAGUAUGACAUCUCGAAGGGAACAAUGGUAUUGUUCAACACGUAUUACCUGAAUAUGUCGCCUGAGUUCUGGUGCGAACCUCAACGGUUCAAUCCUUCGCGCUUCAUAUCUUCGAGUGGAAGCGUUAGCCAUAUAUCAAAACCGGACCACUUUUUCCCCUUUUCAAGUGGUCGUCGCGCGUGUUUGGGAUACAAAAUGGUUCAAACGAUUGCGUUCACAGCGAUCGCUAAUUUGGUUCUCAAUUACGACAUCUCAGCCCUAAAUGAUGAACAACUCUACGAAAUGGGCCGACAAUUGGCCCCAAAAGGAUGUCUGGCAUUGGAUUUGUCAGACAAAUGCUUUAAGGUUUCCCUAAGUCCAAGGUCUGAGAAAUAAGUAGUUUUUAUAUUAAUUUUAAAAUUUACUGUCAUUUGGACGACAGUUCUCAUAAAUUUAGGUUAAUUUUCCCCUUAGCUCUCCAUUCCUUACAUUUCCC